GGGCUGAGGUUCACCCCUUUCUGUAACUUCCUUGUCGCAUCAGUUUCUUCCACAUAUAAUGCAUUUUAUUGCUCACAUUUUUUGUAUAUAACCAACAACUUGUACUCAGAAAUGCACCACUUUCAUUGAAUCUUUCUCUCACUCUUGCAGAUUUUUGGUAUUAUCAAUAUUAUUAUUAUUAUUAUUAUUGAUUGGUGUGUAGCCGUCGUUUCUUGUCGCCAAUUGAAAACCCCCAAUUUUGGUAACUUGGGGCUUGCUUUCCAAUCUCUUUCAAUUUCGAGUUCUUGAGUGGGUUUGUGUCUGAAACCUUGCAAAAAAGGUUUGCAGAUUUUGAAGAUGGGGGACAAGAAUGAAGUUCUUGAUGCUGUCCUCAAGGAAACUGUCGAUUUGGAAAAUAUCCCAAUUGAGGAAGUGUUCGAGAAUCUGAGAUGCACCAGAGAAGGCCUCACAAGUGUUGCUGCUGAGGAGAGAUUAGCCAUUUUUGGACACAACAAGCUCGAGGAGAAGAAGGAGAGUAAGUUCUUGAAGUUCUUGGGGUUUAUGUGGAACCCUCUUUCGUGGGUUAUGGAAGCUGCAGCUAUAAUGGCCAUUGCCCUUGCCAAUGGAGGGGGAAAGCCUCCGGAUUGGCAGGACUUUGUCGGGAUUAUAACGCUGCUCUUGAUCAACUCUACGAUCAGUUUCAUCGAGGAGAACAAUGCCGGCAAUGCUGCUGCUGCCCUCAUGGCGCGGCUUGCUCCAAAAGCGAAGGUUUUGAGAGACGGGAGGUGGAAUGAGGAAGAGGCGUCGAUUUUAGUCCCCGGCGACAUUAUUAGUAUUAAGCUCGGCGACAUAAUUCCUGCCGACUCUCGUUUGCUCGAGGGCGAUCCGCUGAAAAUCGAUCAGUCAGCGUUAACGGGCGAGUCUCUUCCGGUGACAAAGGGGCCGGGAGACGGCGUCUACUCGGGUUCGACGUGUAAACAGGGCGAGAUCGAGGCUAUCGUCAUCGCCACCGGCGUCCACACCUUCUUCGGAAAAGCGGCGCACCUCGUCGACAGCACGAAUCAAGUCGGGCACUUUCAGAAGGUUUUGACGUCAAUCGGGAACUUCUGCAUCUGUUCGAUCGCCGUCGGGAUGGUCAUCGAGAUAGUAGUGAUGUACCCGAUUCAGCACCGCGAGUAUCGCCCGGGGAUCGACAAUCUCCUCGUCCUUCUCAUCGGCGGGAUCCCGAUCGCGAUGCCAACCGUCCUGUCCGUGACGAUGGCAAUCGGGUCUCAUCGUUUGGCCCAACAGGGCGCGAUUACGAAGAGAAUGACGGCUAUAGAAGAAAUGGCGGGCAUGGAUGUGCUCUGCAGCGACAAAACCGGGACGUUGACGCUGAACAAGCUCACCGUGGAUAAGAAUCUCAUCGAGGUUUUUGCCAAAGGGGUCGACGCGGAUACCGUCGUUCUGAUGGCAGCUCGAGCCUCCCGUACUGAAAACCAGGACGCGAUCGACACUGCUAUAGUCGGAAUGCUGGCUGAUCCGAAAGAGGCUCGAGCUGGCGUGCACGAGGUGCAUUUUCUUCCGUUUAACCCUACGGACAAGCGAACUGCUUUGACGUACAUAGACAGUGAAGGGAAGUGGCAUAGGGUCAGCAAAGGCGCUCCCGAGCAGAUUCUAAACCUCGCGCACAAUAAGGCGGACAUCGAGCGCCGAGUUCAUGCUGUGAUCGAUAAAUUUGCAGAACGAGGGCUAAGAUCGCUCGCCGUUGCAUACCAGGAAGUUCCGGAGAGGUCGAAAGAGAGUCCCGGCGGGCCGUGGCAGUUCAUUGGCCUCUUGCCACUCUUUGAUCCGCCGAGACAUGACAGCGCCGAAACUAUAAGACGAGCGUUGAAUCUCGGGGUUAAUGUUAAAAUGAUUACCGGCGAUCAGCUUGCGAUAGGGAAAGAAACUGGACGAAGGUUAGGAAUGGGAACUAACAUGUAUCCUUCGUCCGCGUUGUUGGGGCAGAAUAAGGAUGAAUCGAUUGCUGCUCUACCGAUCGACGAACUCAUUGAGAACGCCGAUGGUUUUGCCGGUGUCUUUCCCGAGCACAAAUAUGAAAUCGUGAAGCGCCUACAAGCGCGAAAACACAUUUGUGGAAUGACCGGCGACGGGGUGAAUGAUGCGCCAGCUUUGAAGAAAGCAGAUAUCGGCAUUGCAGUCGCGGAUGCAACUGAUGCAGCUCGGAGCGCCUCCGAUAUUGUCCUAACUGAACCCGGCCUCAGCGUGAUCAUAAGCGCCGUCUUAACCAGUCGAGCAAUCUUCCAAAGGAUGAAAAAUUACACGAUUUACGCUGUUUCUAUUACAAUCCGUAUCGUGGUUGGUUUUAUGCUUUUGGCGUUGAUCUGGAAAUUUGAUUUCCCGCCUUUUAUGGUGCUUAUUAUUGCCAUACUAAACGACGGUACAAUCAUGACCAUAUCGAAAGAUAGAGUGAAACCUUCGCCACUUCCGGAUAGCUGGAAGCUCGCUGAGAUUUUUGCCACCGGAAUCAUUCUUGGCGGCUACUUGGCAAUGAUGACGGUCAUAUUCUUUUGGGCAGCAUACAAAACUGAUUUCUUCCCGCGCGUAUUUGGUGUAUCGACUCUUGAGAAAACUGCUCACGACGACUUUAGAAAGCUCGCUUCGGCAAUAUAUCUACAAGUGAGCACUAUCAGUCAGGCUUUGAUAUUCGUUACAAGAUCACGAAGCUGGUCGUACGUCGAGCGCCCUGGUUUGUUGCUCGUAGCAGCGUUUGUGAUCGCUCAACUGGUCGCUACUCUGAUCGCGGUGUAUGCAAGUUGGAGCUUCGCUGCCAUCGAAGGAAUUGGAUGGGGUUGGGCCGGGGUGAUUUGGCUUUACAACAUCAUAUUCUACAUCCCGCUCGACAUCAUCAAAUUCCUCACACGCUAUGCUCUCAGCGGGAGAGCUUGGGAUCUUGUUCUCGAGCAACGGAUUGCUUUCACGAGGCAAAAGGAUUUCGGAAAAGAGCAGCGCGAGCUAGCGUGGGCACACGCGCAGAGGACCCUUCAUGGCCUGCAAGUGCCCGACACCAAAUUGUUCAACGAAACCACCAAUUUCUCGGAGCUCAACCAGCUGGCGGAGGAAGCGAAAAGAAGAGCGGAGAUAGCAAGGUUGCGAGAGCUGCACACUCUGAAGGGGCAUGUCGAGUCCGUGGUGAGGCUGAAGGGUCUCGACAUAGAGACGAUCCAGCAAUCGUACACUGUGUAAGAACACUACAACCGCGUAGAAACCGUCAGCCUCGGUUACAUUUCAAACCAACGACCGAUGGAUUUAUGCACGAGUGUAUUACUAGAACCGUGCUGACUUCGCAACUUUGAUUCUUGCAUCGAAGACUUCGAUAGGUUCACUAUUUCAGAUACGUUUCAAACUCUGCAUCUCUUCAUAUAUUAUCGUUCUCCGUCAUGCUUAUACUUGUUUGUCGCCUUCGAAAACAAUACAAUACCUCAAACCGUCGUAUGUUUA
Messenger RNA from Andrographis paniculata, 3462 nucleotides. RefSeq names its product plasma membrane ATPase 1-like. Gene Ontology annotation, molecular function: ATP binding; P-type proton-exporting transporter activity; ATP hydrolysis activity. NCBI's taxonomy places the organism in Eukaryota, Viridiplantae, Streptophyta, Magnoliopsida, Lamiales, Acanthaceae. The record is from RefSeq and is a predicted model, not a curated record. Gene Ontology annotation, cellular component: plasma membrane. The transcript has 20 exons. Bases 337 to 3207 code for a protein of 956 amino acids. Gene Ontology annotation, biological process: regulation of intracellular pH; proton export across plasma membrane.